AUGACGCUAGGGCCCAACAUUGACGAGUGCCAGGUCGCCCCAGGACAGGCUGCUCCCUGCGACCACCACUGCCACAACCACCUGGGUGGCUUCUACUGCUCCUGCCGCCGGGGCUACGUCCUCCACGAGAACAAGCGCACCUGCUCAGCCCUGUGUUCAGGUCAGGUCUUUGCCGACCGGUCGGGAGUGCUCAGCAGCCCUGAAUACCCACAGCCGUACCCCAAACUCUCCAGUUGCACCUACGGCAUCCACCUGGAGGAAGGAUUCAGCAUCAUCCUGGACUUUGUGGGGUCCUUUGAUGUGGAGACGCACCCGGACACCCAGUGCCCCUACGACUCCCUCAAGAUUCAAACAGACAAGGAGGAAUAUGGCCCAUUUUGUGGGACAACGUUGCCCCCUAGGAUUGAAACUAAAAGCAAUGCCGUGACCAUCAUCUUUGUCACUGAUGAGUCGGGGGACCACACAGGCUGGAAGAUCCACUACACCAGCACAGCUCAGCCCUGCCCUGGUCCCGUGGCGCCACCUAAUGGCCACAUCGCGCCGGUGCAAGCCGAGUACAUCCUGAAGGACCGCUUGGCCGUCUUCUGCGAGACCGGUUACGAGCUGCUCCAAGGAGCUUUGCCCCUGAAAUCCUUUGCUGCGCUCUGUCAGAAAGAUGGAUCUUGGGACCAGCCGAUGCCCACGUGCAGCAUUGUUGACUGCGGCCCUCCGGAUGACCUGCCCACGGGCCGAGUGCAGUACAUCACAGGCCCCGAAGUGACCACGCACAGAGCCGUGAUUCAGUACCACUGUAACGAGGUCUUCUACACAAUGACCCCUAACGACGGUAAAUACGUGUGUGAGGCUGAUGGAUUCUGGACGAGCUCCAAAGGAGAAAAAUCACUCCCCGUCUGUGAGCCUGUGUGUGGAGUAUCAACUCGUACCACGGGAGGUCGAAUAUACGGAGGGCAGAAGGCACAGCUCGGGGACUUCCCCUGGCAAGUGCUGUUACUAGGCCAGACCACAGCUGCGGGCGUGCUCCUGCGGGACAGCUGGAUCCUAACGGCGGCGCACGCUGUGUACGCGCAGAAGGAAGCUGCCUCCUCCUUGGACAUCAGACUGGGUACCCUGAAGAGGCUGUCGGCUCAUUACACACAAGCCUGGGCUGAGGCCAUUUUUACACAUGAAGGUUAUACUCAUGGCGCUGGCUUUGAUAACGACAUAGCACUGAUUAAACUGAAGAACAGAGUUGCAAUCAACAGCAACAUCCUGCCUAUCUGCUUGCCAGGAAAGGAGGCCGAAUCCUUUAUGAGGACAGAUGACCUUGGAACUGCAUCAGGAUGGGGGUUAACCCAGAGGGGUUUUCUUGCCAGAGAUCUAAUGUUUGUUGACGUACCAAUUGUCGACCAUCAGAAAUGCUCCGCUGCGUACGAGAAGCUGGCCUUUCCGGGGGGGAGGGUGACAGAGAACAUGCUCUGCGCUGGCUUAGAUGGCGGGGGCAAGGACAGCUGCAGAGGGGACAGUGGGGGGGCGCUAGUGUUUCUGGAUAAUGAGACACAGAGAUGGUUUGUGGGAGGAAUAGUGUCCUGGGGUUCCAUCAAUUGUGGGGAAGCAAAUCAAUAUGGAGUCUACACCAAAGUUAUUAACUACAUUCCCUGGAUCAAGAACAUAAUUAGUAAUUUUUAAUUUGUAGGUCUUCAACGAUUCCUUAGUUUUAAAAAUCCCUGCAAAAGCUCUUAGUAGCCAUGUGGCCUGAGAGCCACGAACUUGGCAGUUGUUGCUCUAACCCCAAACCACUGCCACACCACGAAUCAGCCUGCCCUUCCCAGCACUUCUCACUCGUCAGUUUUUCACCCCUUACUCUUUGACUCAAGGGGACACAGAUGAUUAGGCCGGAUCACCUUUGCCAAUCCAACAGAAACUCACUGGUUAAAUAUGCAUUUAAUUACUUACAAGUCCAGUAUCUUUUGUACUGUUUCUCUACAUUUCUACAGAUUGCCUGUUCAUGUUCUCUAAUUUUCCAUUUGGGGGCUUGUUCUUAUUGAUUUCUAACAGAGCUUUAUAUAUUAUAGCAAAGCUGGUUCACGUAUAGCCUUGAAUCAUGAUUUUUUUUUUUUUGGUAAAUAAACUGGACACAUGGAUACUUUGGCUUAGGUGCUGACUCCCAUGUUUAAAAACCAACAGCACAAAUGGUGAGAUAGAAUUUUUCACUUAUCAAACUGGCAGACAAAAAGGAACAUGGAAUAGCACUAUUUCACACUGUUGAAGACAAUAUACAUUUCCUAAAGGACAAUUUGGAAAUAUUUGAAAAGCCCUGACAGCAUGCAUAUAGUCUUUGACCUAGUAAUUCCAAUGUUAAAAAUUUAAUUUAGCUGUGAUGUUCUGGCACUUGGAAAUAACCUGAAUAAUAUUCACAUAUAGAAAAGAGCUGAAUCAAAUGUGGCAUUUUCUUAAGAAGAAAUACGUCAGAAUUAAGUGGUGGUUUAACAGAUAAAUCUAUAGUUGGUUUUUUCCUUCUCACAAUGAACAUGGAAAUACUUGGGCACACUUAACAAACAACAGAUCACAUACCAUACAAUAGCUAAGUACAGAACUCAUACACAGUUAAGAGCUACUCACCUAGUACUCAACAACAAAUUAUUCUAAUUAUCAUGUACAUCUUCUUUUUCCAAAGGACACAAUUUAAGCCAAUUUAACCUUAAAGAGCUAAGGUCGUUUUCACCGGCUGUUCCUCCUUAAGAAGUUCUAAUAGGUUAACAUUUAACAAAGGGUUUCAUUCUAGCCAAAUAACUACCACUCGUGUAAAAAUUCACUGUUGACUUUUGGCCCAAUUUCUCUUGUGUUCAUUAAAGGGGGACCUUCUUGAGACUCACUUUUG
Enhydra lutris kenyoni (northern sea otter) is the source of this 2857-nucleotide messenger RNA. Its product is annotated as mannan-binding lectin serine protease 2-like. Lineage: Eukaryota; Metazoa; Chordata; Mammalia; Carnivora; Mustelidae. Gene Ontology annotation, molecular function: serine-type endopeptidase activity; calcium ion binding. Gene Ontology annotation, cellular component: extracellular region. Bases 1 to 1665 code for a protein of 554 amino acids. The transcript has 9 exons. Gene Ontology annotation, biological process: proteolysis; complement activation, lectin pathway. The record is from RefSeq and is a predicted model, not a curated record.